CGAUCCGAUCCGGUCCACGGAUAAAUCCAGGCAGCCAUUGGCUGUCCAUCGACACGACACGAAGCGAAACCCAAUUCUUGUACGAAAAUUCCCAAAUCCACGGGCUCUCGCCACUCGCGUCGCUGCGCCUCGCCCAGUCGCCCCUCGUUCUCCAGCCGCUUCCUCGCAAAACCCUAGCUCCCCACAUGCACCGCGGCAGCGACCGCUCCGGCGGCCCCUCGGGCGGAGACCGCUCUGGCGGGCGGCUCCAGCGCGGCCCCUCCCGCUGGUCCGGCAGCGGCGGGGGAAGUAGCCCGCCCCACCGCUACUCCUCCAGCGGAGGGGGAGACGGCGGUGGCGGUGGCGGGGGUGGGAGGUUCCACCCGUACCGUGGCUUUUCCGACUAUUCUGGCGGCGGAGGCGGAGGCGGAGGCGGGGGUGGAGGGUAUAGAGGCGGUGGCGGUGGAGAUGACUUCGGCGAACCGAGGAACCGCUACAGCGGCGGACGCGGUGGAGGCCGUGGAGAUUUCUCAGAUCAUGAUAGCAAAAGUAAUUAUGUUAAACUUUUUAUUGGGUCUGUUCCGAGGACAGCAACUGAAGAUGAUGUCCGGCCUUUAUUUGAGGACCAUGGAGAUGUUCUUGAAGUUGCUUUAAUCAAGGAUAGGAAGACUGGUGAACAACAAGGCUGUUGUUUUGUUAAAUAUGCUACUUCUGAAGAAGCUGAGAGGGCUAUCAGAGCUCUGCACAACCAGUACACUUUACCUGGAGCAAUGGGCCCUAUUCAAGUUAGAUAUGCUGAUGGUGAAAGAGAACGGCAUGGGUCCAUUGAGCACAAAUUGUUUGUUGCAUCCCUCAAUAAGCAAGCAACUCCAAAGGAAAUUGAAGAGAUUUUUGCCCCAUAUGGUCAUGUGGAAGAUGUUUACAUUAUGAGAGAUGCCAUGAGGCAGAGCCGAGGUUGUGGCUUCGUCAAAUUCUCAUCAAGGGAGCCAGCGAUGGCAGCCAUGAAUGCCCUUAAUGGGACUUACAUAAUGAGGGGGUGUGAGCAACCAUUAGUUAUUAGAUUUGCUGAUCCUAAGAAGCCUAGACCUGGAGAAUCAAGGGGUGGCCCUACAUUUGGAGGUCCUGGUUUCAGUCCUCGAUUGGAUGCAGCACUUGUUAUCAGGCCAACAGCCAAUCUCGAUGAGCCAAGGGGUCGACAUAUGCCUCAUGACUCUUGGCAUCCAUCAAGUCCAAGGUCAAUGGCACCUAAUCAAUAUAAUAAUUUUGGGUCUGACAACCCUUUGGCUCUGAGUGGUGGCACUGUAACAUCAUCAGCAGAUACUGCUGCUUUUCGGCCUCCGAUAUUCCCUGGAAAUGGCUCCUUGUCAAGUCAGACUGAUGUGCCAACUUCAUCACAUAUGGUACCACAGGGUAUGAACCCUCCCAUGGUACAAGGGCAUCAUCUGGGAGGUCAGCAGAUCCUUCCCUUGCAAAAGCCACCUGGUCCACCACAGAAUUUCCCUGUACAAUUGCAGAAUGCUCAGCAAGGACAGCUGCUGCCGGGGCAUAUUCCACAGAUUGGGCAGCUUCAUGUCCCACAAUCCACAGGACCUGUUUCUUUUGGACAAAAUAUGCCAUCUAUGCAAUUACCUGGACAGCCUCCUGUGUCACAGCCAUUGAUGCAACAGAAUGCUUCUUUAGGUGCUUUACAGGUGCCUUCAUCUGUACAGUCCAAUCCCAUGCAAGCUGUUCCUGGCCAACAGCAACUUCCCACCGGUGUUGCUCCUCAGAUGCUCCAGCAGCAGAUGCCAUCACAAGCACCGCAGCUGCUGCUUCAACAGCAGGCAGCUUUGCAGUCCACUUAUCAGUCUUCACAGCAGGCGAUUUUUCAGCUUCAGCAACAGCUACAACUAAUGCAGCAUCAAUCUAACCUAAAUCAGCAACCCACUGCACAGGUUCCUAAGCAGCAGCAGGUUACGUCACCUGCAGUUUCUUUAACCUGCAACUGGACAGAGCAUACCUCACCUGAAGGUUUUAAAUACUACUACAAUAGCAUUACUCAUGAGAGUAAGUGGGAGAAGCCUGAAGAAUAUGUGCUGUAUGAGCAGCAGCAACAACAACAGAAACUGCUUUUGCUUCAACAGCACCAACAAAAGAUUGUUGUACAGCAACUUCAGUCACCACCUCCGGGUCAGUCACUAUAUCAGGGUCGGUCACUUUCAUCCAUGCAACCAACCCAGCAACUUCCCAAGGCACAGCAAGGACAAACACAAAUGCAGAUGAAACAGCAGGACUUGAAUUAUACUCAAUUACAGGCAGCUGGUUCCAUUGAUCCCAGUAGGAUUCCGCAGGGCAUUCAGGCGGCACAAGAACAUGCUUGGAGAAGUUGAGGCGUCAGGUCAUGAUGAUAAAGCGGUAGAGAGACUCGGACUGACCCCAGCUCUUGUGCCUCCCAUCUGUAACGGUUGUUUGCUUUAACGCCUGCGCAGCCAGGCACCCGUCCCAAUCAGUUUAACUCUGGAUUUAGCUUAGAUUGAUAUCUAGAUCGUAGAUCCUGCCUGUGUAAAUCAUCGCAACUUAGGCCAUGUAUGAUGGAGCCCCUGUUGCUGAUUCGGAUGUAUUUUUCCAGCGGGUUGGUAUACCCAAGCAGGAGCUGGCAGAAGUCUUUUUCCACGGUCUUUUCUUUAUGUUUUCCUUUUCCAUUGUGGUUCGAUUUGUGAUGUCACAGCAAUGCUGUGGACAUUACGUUUGACGCCGAUUGCCCCCUGGUUGUGUGUUUGUGUGCUAUUUGUUUUAUCGCAGAGUGCAGCACCGGCUGAUAUGCUCGCAAUCCUUUGUGA
Molecule: messenger RNA, 2798 nt
Organism: Phragmites australis (common reed)
Lineage: Eukaryota; Viridiplantae; Streptophyta; Magnoliopsida; Poales; Poaceae
Product: flowering time control protein FCA-like
Exons: 18
Coding region: 186-2348 (720 amino acids)
Cellular component (GO): ribonucleoprotein complex; nucleus; cytoplasm
Molecular function (GO): mRNA binding; protein binding
Source: RefSeq, a predicted model, not a curated record